This is a messenger RNA of Micropterus salmoides (largemouth bass), 3501 nucleotides long. RefSeq names its product post-GPI attachment to proteins phospholipase 3 (gene pgap3). Gene Ontology annotation, cellular component: endoplasmic reticulum membrane. Lineage: Eukaryota; Metazoa; Chordata; Actinopteri; Centrarchiformes; Centrarchidae. The record is from RefSeq and is a predicted model, not a curated record. Gene Ontology annotation, molecular function: hydrolase activity, acting on ester bonds. Bases 141 to 1193 code for a protein of 350 amino acids. Gene Ontology annotation, biological process: GPI anchor biosynthetic process. The transcript is spliced from 8 exons.
ACGAGUGAGUGAGUAUUAAACUUGACCCCGAUCAGAGGGCAAGGGAACAGCAACACACACAAGUACUGUAACUGUAAAACAUUUCAGGCCCGCUUUGCCACCACAAACUGGGGAUGGCUGUCUGGUAAUGUGGGCCGUCGAUGCCGCUGUCGUCCCGCCGUGCCUUUGUGAGUUCUGACGGGCCGAGACCCACCACCAUGGCCUCAGCGGAAUCCCGCUGCACAUCUGUCAGACUCCCCGCUGUGGCGACCGUCUUCUUGGUCCUGAUGUCGGUGACCACAGUACGGUCCUCUCAAGGCGACAAGGAGCCGGUUUACCGUGACUGUGUGAAGCAGUGUGUCCGCACCAACUGCACCGGAGCUCGGCUACGUGGCUUCCAGUCUGCCCAGCCGCAGUACAUGGCGCUGACAGGUUGGACAUGUCGUGAUGACUGUCGCUAUCAGUGCAUGUGGACCACGGUGGGGCUUUACCAGGCCGAGGGGUACAGGGUCCCACAAUUCCACGGCAAGUGGCCAUUCGCGCGCUUCCUGUGUUUUGAGGAGCCAGCUUCCGCCCUGGCCUCUCUGCUUAACGGCCUGGCUUGCCUUCUCAUGCUGCUGCGCUAUCGGAGCACGGUGCCACGCCAGAGCCCCAUGUACCACACCAUCAACGCCUUCUCUCUGGUAUCUCUUAAUGCCUGGUUCUGGUCUACAGUGUUUCACACCCGGGACACCUAUCUCACUGAGAAAAUGGACUAUUUCUGUGCAACAGCAGUCAUUCUUUACUCAAUCUACCUAUGCUGCGUGAGAACACUGGGUCUGAAGCGACCUGGGGUGUCAAGCAUGGUGGGAGUCCUGCUCAUCUUGGCCUUUACCUCGCACGUGUCAUACUUGACCUUUGUCAGUUUCGACUACGGCUACAACAUGGCUGCUAACGCCACCAUCGGCAUGGUGAACCUCCUGUGGUGGCUGUGCUGGUGUUGGCAGAACCGACGGACCUUGCCAUACUGUCGGAAGUGCAGCCUGGUGGUGCUGCUGCUUCACGGUCUGGCCCUGCUGGAGCUGCUGGACUUCCCCCCAAUGCUCUGGAUCCUAGAUGCCCAUGCUGUGUGGCAUCUCAGCACCAUACCGGUGCACUUCCUUUUCUACAGUUUCCUGAUAGACGACAGCCUCUACUUACUAAACACAGAGAAGAUGGGCGUCAAACUCGAGUAGGAGGACCUCAUCGCCUCUUCACCACGCCUGCACCCUCACACCUCUCCAAUCAGAGCAGCUGGACACCCGAACACGGAAGUAGCUCAGCCUCCCAGAUGACAUGCAUGACACCACUAUGACUUCCAUCAAAGUAGACUUUGUUUACAUCUUUCUUGUUUUUAAUUUAAUUUUUUUUAAUUUUGUGGUAAUUUCUUUCUUCUUUAAAAUGAUUGCGAUUGACGCUUGCUCUACUUAUCUUUGCCUUGUACUCACGUGUGCUCUACAGUUCUUUUGCCAUUUCUUAUAAUUGCAAAACAAGAUGAAGGAAAAGGUUUUUGAAUUCUACCACAGCAGACCCAGGUUUUUUUGGGACUCCCAAUUGGGACACGUAUCCUGUUUCUUUCGAGUCUUCGGGCGCUUCUGUAAUAGCUCCCCCGAACCCAUGAUUUGACUUCACUCAAGAUCACCAGCCUCUUGGAAGACCCAACACGCUUGGCUCUGCAGUUUGGCGUAGCUGACAAUAGAUGGCACCAAAUCGCUUGCCAGGCCAUCAUAACCUACUCUGUUGGUACAACAUGUGUCAGGAUCCAGCUGUGCCAAAAGCGGACUGGCGGACGCAGAGCGGUCCCCCCUUGUGAAUGGGAGGGAGGGGGCUGCCAGAGGAUUGUUCUAGAGAGAGAGAGGGUUUAUGUUUGGAGGCUAUUCUAGCUGACUGUGUUUUUUUGUUUGUUUUCUCUCCAUUACACCUUUAUUUUUGUGCCUCUGUUGUUCCACUGCUGCUUUUGUUUCUUAUUCUCUUCAGUUAUAAUUUCAUAUGUAAUUUUCAUCAGCUGCCUUAGUUGUUUUUAAUUCUGUUGUUGUUGUUGACGACCAGUUUGUGCUUUGUUCUGUUUUGGCUUUUGAUUCCUUGAUUUUGAAUUUGGAUGGGAUAUGUCUGAUGAGCAUAUUAUUGAUGAGAAAUAUUAUUUUAAUUCACCUGGAUUGCCUUUUACUGUGAGGAAAAGGAGAACACGGGAAAGUAGGAAAAAUAAGCUGCAACAGGAAGCUGCAAUCAGUGGGGCUUUUUUUUUUUUUUUUUUUUUUUUUUUUUUACAGCAAGAGAUUUAAUAAAUUUUGGGGUCAGGUGGUGUGUGUGAGUGUUUAGGUGUUCAUUUGACUCCCAUUAUUUGGAUUUGGUUGCAUUUCUUGCUGUAGUAUUCUCCAUAAUGACACACAUAAUCAGUUGCUUUACAGAUAACUGCCCCACACUCCCAUUUCCCUCCAUGUCUGCCUUACACACUGCAUUGUCAAUGUGCAUGUUUCUUCUGUGUAAAACACCUUCCUUCCUCUCAGCGUUUGCGCCAAACCUCUUGAAUUCAUACCCUGUAUGUCUUCAUCCCUCCAAGUUUCCCUUCCAUGCGUGCACUUUAUGGGGUGUGUGUACAGUUACACACAUUUUUCUUUGAAAUUCUGCCCACGCCUCUGUAUUUCUGUGUGAGAAUGCGAACAAUGACCAGUACGACGUGUACACAUUGCCUUGACUUGACAUUGUGUUGUUUUUGCCAUCAUAAACUGAAUCACUGUGUGUGUGUGUGUGUGUGAGAGAGAGCUAGAUUAUGCUCAAUCCUUUUGUAAAACGACCGGUGUCUGUGUGUGUAAAUGCUGGACGUUUGCUGCAUGAAUGUGUGUGUGAGACGAUGGGUAAAUUUAGCUUUGCUGACAGCCUUUGAGGGGGGUGGGGGAAUACAGAGGACCUAACACAUGGAGAGGUUGUUAUAGGUUUGGGUGGCAAAAAGAUUCCUGAAAUCAUGGAAGAGAUACUCUCCUAGUAUAGUGCAUAGUACAUAGUGCAUAUUGUAAUUGUUAUUGGCCAAAAAUGUUUAUAUUCUCAGAUGUUGUAAUGUUUAUUAACCACUAUAAUUCAUAAAAUGGUGUCCCAAUUAUUACAAUUUACAUAUACUUUUAAAAAGCUAAAACAACUGCCCACUUGAACAAAAUGUAAUUUAAAUUGAUCAAAAAAUCACACUAUUCAAAACUGAAAGUACUUUGCCUACUGAUAACCUUGCUAAAUCAUUCCAUUGGUAUCUGUUUUAAUAAGUUGAAUAUUUCCUGAGGAAUCAGCAUAAAAACAGAUGUUUGCUCUGUUAAUCAUUUCAUUGUUCACUUCCUUCUUCCUUACCGAUAACCACAUCCCUCCUCUUCCCUCGCUCAUCUGCUGCCCCCUGCCUGCUGCCCUGUGCACCAUCACCUCUCCUACUGAAUGCACUUUCCUCCACCUCACAUCUAAUAUCUGACCAAAAAAAAGAAAAAGAAAAUGGAACAAAUAAAAGUCUUCUUUGUUGAUAAGGAA